This is a messenger RNA of Juglans microcarpa x Juglans regia, 926 nucleotides long. RefSeq names its product GATA transcription factor 15-like. The transcript is spliced from 3 exons. Lineage: Eukaryota; Viridiplantae; Streptophyta; Magnoliopsida; Fagales; Juglandaceae. Bases 238 to 666 code for a protein of 142 amino acids. Gene Ontology annotation, molecular function: sequence-specific DNA binding; zinc ion binding. The record is from RefSeq and is a predicted model, not a curated record. Gene Ontology annotation, biological process: regulation of DNA-templated transcription.
AAGUCUCUGUUUUGGCUUUUUGCUCUUUGGUCGCUCCUCUUUCUCUUCUAUCUCCUGUCCUGGUUGCUCUGAUUUCACUCUAACUGUGGGAGUCUGGGAGAUCUUCGACAGUGGGGUUCAUGGGUGAGAUGGAUCGGAUGGAAAAGGUGGAGUUUAGAGAGAUAUUUUACCUUCAAUGCUUCCAUUAGGAUAAAAAAAGAGACAGAUUAGAACUUCAAUGAAUCAUUAUCUGAGGAUAUGGAUAUGAUGAGCGAGAACAAGAAGUGCUGUCUCGAUUGCAAGACUACAAAGACCCCAUUGUGGAGAGGUGGGCCUGCUGGGCCCAAGUCAUUGUGUAACGCCUGUGGGAUCAGAUACAGGAAAAGGAGGAUUGCUAUGGUGGGUUUGAGCGUCGGAUCAUACAGGAAAAGAGACAGGACACAUGAUCAUGGUACUUGUGCUGCCACCGCCACAACCGCGACGUCUGCUAUAACUGUUGGUAAUGGAGGCAGAGACCUGAGCAUGUCCUUGAAAACAAAGUUAAUGGCAUUGGGUAAGGAUUUGUUGUUGCAAAGGUCACCAUCAGUGAUGAAGAAACAGAGGUGGCAGAGGAGGAGGAAGCUGAAGGAGGAGGAACAAGCAGCUGUGUCUUUGAUGGCCCUAUCCAGUGGCUCUGUUUUUGCUUAACGGAACAAGAGCAGAGGGAAUAACAUAAAAAGAAAAAAGGCCCUUAACCAACCAACGCAUAUAAUACCUUUUGGUGUCGUUUUAGCUUUUACUUUUUUCCUUGGUUUUCUUUCAAUAUUCAUGGAAGGAAGAGAAGCCCCUUGUUCAUCCUAUUUGGGCUUUUAAUAUAUUUACAUUAUAUAUGAAAAAGUAGAAUGAAAGGGAUAGUCAGGGAAAAUACAGGGUGAUGAUUGAUGGAAUGGCAUUCCCUGCUUUUGUUA